UUAUUUUAUUGAUACCGUUUCGUCCGUUCAUAGCGUUGGUUUGAUUUAAAGAGCAGCUGACCGAAAGGUUACCGUGAAAUCAGAUCGAGAAUGUAUUGAUGUCUUGGGAAAUUAUGUCAUGAUCCAUAUUAUAACUGGCGCUAGAAUAUACAUAAUAUGUACAUUUGUUUUGCAAAUAUUUAAGUCAUUGAUCAGUCAUUUUGUGAAAUGUUCAUAUUACAUGCGGAUUUAACGGUCUAGUAACCCAAAUGACAAUGAUAACAUUCAAUGCGGACUUGCUUUUUGGCAAUACAGAUGAAAAUGCUAACAUUUAAUGCGGCUUAAACGUUAUAUUUGAAACUCAACUAACAAUACUCACAAUAAGUGCGACUUGGACAACUAUUUUCACAAUACUCACACUUUGUGCGGCUUUGCUAUGUUGACAUCACAAACGACAAUGAUUGCAUAUUGUGCGGCUUAAACAUACUGACUGCACGAAGGUAAAAUGAAGUUGCUAUAUAACUUAAGUUUUAGUGAUUUCUUCUCGGAUAUAUAACGUCGAGCAAAUGUUUUGUGAUAUUAAAGAUACAUGUAAGUUUGAAAUCGGAUAGAUUUUUACGGCAAAAUUCUGGGAGAAACUUCACAUUUAUAUCGGUGCAUGAGUCAUCUACUGAAAAAAAGAAAACCAAUGAUGAGCUGAAAUUUGUAAGUGGAAACCCCAAUAUUUUCCAAACGCUAGCCAAUUCAACAGGAAUAUAAGCGGAACAACAGACGUUGCCAACUGAUUGUUUGGAUACAAUACUUUUAAGGCGUAUGUCUAACGUUGUAACUCGAUAUAAAGCGUUAUUUAUUCAAUAUUACUACAAACUGAUAUUCCUGUGUACAUAAACCAUUACUCUUUUUGCAGUCCGGAAUACAAUGGAUUAAAAAUAACCAAGCAUUUUAUUGUGAUCAAUUGUGGGUUUCAACAAAAUGUGUGGGAAACAUAAAUUCUCUGUGUCUGACUCAUCAUGAAUUAAAUGACGGGAAGUUAUAUUGGGGAAAACCAUGCGUUUGUCAAGAGUUAUAUGAAAACUUGCCGCAUCGAAGUGCCGCUUUUACAAAAAAGGGCUGAUAAAACCAUGUGUCGUUGAUUUUAAUAUUCAAAAUAAUAACUUUGUAGUGAAAAAUGAAACAUCGAACAGUGGAUUUGGUAUUUAAAUGCUAUGGACUGAAUUUUUGUUUACAUUAAAGACUGAGCUUAUUAAAACUGUGAACAUGAAAACAAGAUGAUGUCACGAAAGAUCACUUGAACGAACAAACCCCGAUGCAAGAAGACACGAGGCAAUUUAGUCUUACCUGGACACUUUCGUUGGCAAGCGCCGGGAAGAGCAGGGCACAAAGUUGAGCAAUUCUGUUCCGAACCCGUGACCUCGUCGUAAAACGUGACACUGAACAAUGGCUUUUUUCUACGACAAAAUUGACUAUAUGAAGACAACUGUGUUGAUGUUAACAUAAUGGCAAAUUUAGCCGAUGUGUUUAAGGAUAAGGAACGGUCGAACUGGCUCAAGGCAUGGCUAGCAAUAGACAUUGCGAAGUCUGGCUUGGAGCAUUUAGCUGACAAAGAGGCUCAGAAUUUUCACCAGCACAUUUACAGCCAAGUAAGAUCUUCUCUUAAGUCACAAUCAUAUACUUGCAACGGCUGUAACACAGCAAAUUUACUGCGAAAACAGCAGUGUCCAAUCAAGAUUUGUGAUAAAGUUUUCCAAGAAAUUAUCAAGGAACAUCGGUACAAAAAAUGUUCUUGGAAUAAUACAUCUGCGCAAUUAUGGCAAACGAACUAUUGGGAAAUAGCGAAAUGUUACAUCCAAACAGAGGGAUAUGCUGACAAGAUAUCCAUUCAAGAUACAGACUUCAACGGAGUCGUUAGUUUUAUGCUGAACUGCACACGGUUUGAUAGCAAGUUUUCUUUUCCAAUAACAAAGGGAAGGCCAACCCACAACAAGCCUGCAUGCCUCCUGUAUAAGGCUCGUGAAGUUCAUAAGGCUGUGCGGCACUCUUCAAUAAUGGAAGUCACUGAUGUCGAUCUCCAAGACUAUUUCACAACAUUGAACAACCUCCUGAAAGAUUCACGAUAUCUUAGUCAUGAUAACGUUGCCAAAAAUGCUGUGGUGAAAUUAGCCCAGUUGGAAAAAGACACAUUACUAUUGACUACAGCAGAGAUGAUGUGUUUCCUGGAUGCUGUUGAAACAACUUUGAAACAACACUUGAAAGAUAUUGCAAAAGACGUUGUUGACGCAUCAGUGAAUGACCUCAGAGUAAACACAGCAUUGUGUAUUGAUAACAUUAAAGAUUUUCUGGACACAUGUAAGCAAGAGCUCGCAAAACAGACAGAUAUACAUAAACAGGAUAUCGAUGAACACGUCGACAGUCACAAACAAGGCAUAGAUGAUCACAUAGGAAGACACAAACAGGGCAUAGAUAAACACGCCGAUAGACACAAACAGGGCAUAGAUGAACAUGCUGGUAGACACAAACAUGGCAUAGAUGAACACGUCGAUAGACACAAACAGGGCAUGGAUGAACACGCUGGAAGACACAAACAGGGCAUGGAUGAACAUGCUGAUAGAUACAAAAAGGGCAUGGAUGAACACGCCGAUAGACACAAACAGGGCAUGGAUGAACAAACAGGCAGACACAAACAGGGCAUGGAUGAACACGCUGGUAGACACAAACAGGGCAUGGAUGAACACGCCGAUAGACACAAACAGGGCAUGGAUCAACACGCCGAUAGACACAAACAGGGCAUGGAUGAACACGCUGGUAGACACAAACAGGGCAUGGAUGAACAUGCUUAUAGACACAAACAUGGCAUAGAUGAACACGCCAGAAGACACAAACAGGGCAUGGAUGAACAAGCAGAAAAAUGCAUUAAGGACAUCCAAGAACAGUUUGGAAAUACUACUUUCACUGAAACAACCUACAAACAGUCCUGUAGAGAACUGAUCGAAGGUAUGAAGAAGCUGUACAACGACAACCUAAAUCGCGUGACCAUAUCUCCACUAAAUGACAUCAUCGAUACAAAAUUACGAGAUGUUUAUAUGCCGCCAAACAUUUGCGAAAUGUGCAAUGACAAGGGCGUGUUUAAGAAAACAGACAUACGCGUAACACAGUACAAAGAGGUGAUUUUUACAAACAACAAAAUGAACCCUCGAAUAUUUAUUCAAGGUGAGGCCGGGUCUGGUAAGACAACAUUCUUAGCAAAGUUAGCCACAGACUGGGGUGACCACACAUCUUGUGUUAUGCCGACUCCCAGCACCAACGAGUCAAAUACAUCCUCGGUUACCUCUGAGCAAUUGGAUACGUCUCGUGAAUCUUCGGUAACUGAUGAAGAAUCGGAUAGGUCUAGUUCAUUAUCGGCAACUGAUGAAAAAUCGGACAUUUCUUGUGCAUCGGAUUCUUCAGCCGAAGAAAGUGACACAAGUGACAUGUUAUGGCACAUCGAGACAUUUGGUCAUGCAAAUAGCAGUUCACAAAUCUUUGCUGAUUUAGACGUUCUGCAGGACUAUAUGUUUGUUUUCCAUCUUACAUUGAGAAAUUCGGUAAAACAGUUAAACGUUACUACUAUGAUAAACAAACAAAUAAUAGACUCAAUAUACUACUCUCAGGACGACCGUAAGAAGGCCUACAAACUUGUGAAUGAGAUCAUGAAACGUGAACGUUGCUUGGUACUACUUGAUGGUCUAGAUGAGUGGAUUGGACCUGAUGAUCAUCGAAACCUACCAACUUUGGUAGCAUCGCACAGUCAAUGUGCUAUUCUUAUUACAACUCGACCUUGGAAAUUGGCUGAAGGGAAAAUAAGAAACUCGGACAUCGAUGUAUUGCUGCAACUGGAAGGAAUAAACAAGCCGUUUGCGCUUAGCAGAGCUAUUAUGAGUGGUAUGGUAGAGAAGAAAAACCUAGACAAAAAACACUCAGCAUUUAGGCGUUACAUACGGAAACAGAAGCUCGGCAAGUUACUAUCAUCGCCAAUUAUGGUCUCUGUCAUUGUUUGUGCGUUUGUAGAUGGCAUAAAAUUGCAAGGCUCAAUGUGUCAAAUAUACAUCCUCUUACUGGAAAGUCUGUUCAAGAAAGGGAACAGCGAAAUGUGUGAAUGUCAACAGCCAUCUCUUCCCUGCUUCGCAGGAACUCAAUACAUACAACCCAAUAUGGAACACAUGAAUCGCCUUGCUGAAAUGGCAUUUUAUUUGUUGUUUUUACAUACAAAGGAAAACUCAAUAGUGUUUACCAUUAUGGAAUUAAAGAAAUUCAAGAUGGCCGAGCGAGAACAAAAAGACUUUGCAUUUAAAUCCGGAGUUUUAUCGUAAACACGAAAUGCCUCUACUCUGCGAUUAGCGUCAUCAUUUAUGUUUAUCCACUUGAGCAUUCAGGAAUUCCUCGCUAGUUAUCAUAUCGCGCGCAAUACCAAUCUCAUUGAUGACGUCAUUCAUGGCUAUCUUACCCGUAAUAAAGGUGCCUAUCUGGACAUAUCACAGGUGUUUAUAUUUCUGUGUGGGCUUGACAAAUCGGCUGCGGAAAAGCUAUCGGGUAUGAUGAAUAAACGUAUUGAUUCCGAUGCAUAUCAACAAAUUUCGGAAUUUCAAAACCUCAUACUGGCAGGAUACAGAGAAGCUGCUGCUAAUGGACAUACUGAUAUUUCCCUCGAACUUAGCUUCUUUAAUUUCGUUGAACACAACACAGACCUGUAUAGACUUUGGCUAAAUAACGCGUCAAAUGUCAUUUCUUUAAAAGUUUUGUUCGACACGAACGUCUAUAAAAACAAACGAAUUCCUGCUUCAUCUCAUAUGAAGUUUGACCUGUCAUCGUGCCACAAGCUGAAAACAUUGGAUCUAAGUGGAAACUUCACCUUUCUUAACGAUUCUGGCAGUUCGGUAAUAUCGGAAUUGGCGAUCUCGAUUGUUCUGAACAAUGCCGAUUCACACCAGUGCACAUACCCUCCACCAGUAUUGCCCUCCAUAGAACGUAUAUCAAUUGGGAACGUCACAUGCCCCUCUUCCUGG
Molecule: messenger RNA, 5018 nt
Organism: Dreissena polymorpha
Lineage: Eukaryota; Metazoa; Mollusca; Bivalvia; Myida; Dreissenidae
Exons: 9
Coding region: 1476-4325 (949 amino acids)
Source: RefSeq, a predicted model, not a curated record